AUGUCACAUUCCUUGAGGAUGAUGCUGAACGAAGAAGAUAUUGAGGUCAACGUCCCGAUCCCACGAACUGGCCCUGACUCUAGAAUCAUUGAACUUACUUCCGAUGAAGAAAAGGAAGAAAAAGAAGCCAGCACCGGUGAGACUCAUAUGCCAAACGUAACUGUCAAACGCGGCCGAGGCCGCCCACUCGGUUCGAAGAAUAAACCAAAGAACCCGGACGCCAUUCCAAUGGAUCGCCCUCGUUGCACUCAAACUCGAGUAGUUGCAGACGUUGUAGACGAACAGGAAGAUGCCCUCCCAUCCACCCCGAGUACGCCGGAUGAAGCCAGCUACUUCGUAUACUGCUUCGCAGUUAGCUCGCCAGCUGAACCAACGUCAUUCAAACAGGCUGAAAGAUACAAACUACAGGGCGGGUCAGCGUUGUGUCUUCUCAUACUCCUCUCGAUUCCCUUCCUCCGCAAGUCCUCCUACGAGAUCCUCCUCCGCGCUCAUCAAGCUCUGGCAUCACUCGUAGUGUAUUCCGUUGUACGACAUCUCAUAUCCCAGUCGAACUUCGACUGGAGCUAUGUCUACAUUUUCGCAGGGGUAUUCGCCGCACUGCUCACCUUUCAAUGA
Molecule: messenger RNA, 615 nt
Organism: Pseudogymnoascus destructans
Lineage: Eukaryota; Fungi; Ascomycota; Leotiomycetes; Thelebolales; Thelebolaceae
Exons: 1
Coding region: 1-615 (204 amino acids)
Source: RefSeq, a predicted model, not a curated record